This is a messenger RNA of Lolium perenne, 1046 nucleotides long. RefSeq lists its product as uncharacterized. Gene Ontology annotation, cellular component: mitochondrion. NCBI's taxonomy places the organism in Eukaryota, Viridiplantae, Streptophyta, Magnoliopsida, Poales, Poaceae. The record is from RefSeq and is a predicted model, not a curated record.
UACCCUGGGCUAGGGCCAGGGUUGAGAGUCCAGACCAGUCUACCAUUGCCUGCCUCGCCGCGCCUGCGCGUAGACGGAGAGAAUCCCGUCUCUCACUGCGCCGCCGCCUGCCUCCGCUAAGGCAGUUCGCCGCCCACACCGACGCUGCAUCGCCGCUGCCGCGUCCUCUACACCGCCGCAGCCUCCAAUUGAUUGACGCACGACCUGCCGACGCGUUCCCCGCCUCCGCUGCAUCGCCCUAGCCGCCUGCUGGUCGAGGUGUCGAGCUCGCCGACGUCGCCCUCCCUCUCCGGCUCUCGUCGCGUGGAUCCUAGCCACAGAUUUUUGUUUUGGCGCAAUUGCACUUAGUUUUUGGCCCAGGGUUUGCUCAAAUCCUGGCUCGGCACUCCUGGUACGCCAUCUAGAUUUGUAAGGUUUACUGUCCUAUAGCUUUGGAAAUGCAUCCUCAUCUCACCCUACACAGGCAUCCUAUGUGUGCUGAGAUUAUUGAAGAAUUCCAGAAGUGCCAUGUGGAUCACCCCUUAAAAAAAUUCUUUGGGGAAUGCACAGAUCUUAAGAUUAAGCUAGAUCGAUGCUUUCGGCAGGAGAAAGCUGUGAAGCGGAAGGCAAACUUUGAAGAGAGCAAGAAAUUUAAAGAACAAUUGCAGGCUUAUAAAAAGGAAAUGGCUGAGAAAGACAAUGAAUCAUAGCUUGCAACAGAGGACAAGGACCUGAUAUCUAAUGCUUUGUUCUGCAACCAAGUGGCUUCCACUUUGUGAAACGAAAUCUCAGAUUUGACUUUAAAUUGUGUGUAGCACACAUAUUUACUGUUAAAAGGUUACAAUUGAUGAAAUAUAGUUCAUAGACUUGAAUUGUUUUUUAGAAGUAUGAAUUCUCUUGUGUGGUUAUGCUACUCCUGUCUUGUCCAUUUUCGGUAGCAUUGGAACCUUUGCUGGAUAUUUGGACAACAAUUGUUGCUACAUGUUGGUGUUGUACUGUGAGGAUUUUUCGUUGGAAAACCUAAUAAUUUGAAACAAUUUCAAGUAAAGGCAGACAAUUUUCUGGUA